GUACUAUGAUACUAAAUAGUAUGUCAAAAUAGUACGCGACCGUUAGAUGGCGUUGUACUUCAACCGCACUGUUUAGUAUGUUAGUAUGCGGUUUUGGACAUAGCCGUUGUCUCAGGUAUUAAUCCGCCCACAACGGUAGCGCAGGCAGCCAUGGCACAGGACGGCGUUAUUUUGCAAUUCAGUUUCGCCACAUUUGGUGACUCCAUGCUCCAGAAGAUGAACAUGCUCCGAAAGGACAGACGUUUUUGCGAUGUCAUUGUGCACAUCAAUGACACUGAGAUUCCUGGUCACAAAGUUGUGUUUGCUGCUGGCUCUCCUUUCCUCAGAGAUCAGUUUUUCCUUCAGGACUCGCACGAAGUUGUAAUAUCGACACUUCAGGACGCAGAAGUUGGACGGAGACUUCUUCUCUCUUGCUAUACAGGGACACUCGAGUUCCCGGAGCUGGAACUGGUCCACUAUCUGACUGUAGCCAGUUUCCUACAGAUGGGCCACAUUGUGGAGCAAUGCACAAAAGCUCUGAAUAAGUUUAUUAAGCCUCAGAAAGUUGAGGAUUCCCAUCGUUCUCAGCAGACUAACAUCACCACACAGCUGCGAGAGCCACAGCAUAUACAAACAGUCUUUGAUGAUGAUGAUGAUGAUGAAGAGGUGGACAAUGUGAUCGAAGACGAUAACGAUGAUGAUGUAAUCAUUGAACCAAGAUCACCUCCUAUGUUUCAGAGAAAAUGUCAAGGAGAAGAAAGUCCCAUCAACAUCAUUAAAGUCGAAUCAGUGGACGAUCGAAUGCAAAUAUCUCAAAAUUUACAGCCUGGUCCUGCCCGGUCCCCUGCUCUGUGCUCCCCAGAGCCCCAGCACUCGCUCAUUAACUCAACUGUAGAGACACGGCCUGCUGACGUGACCCCUAACGCCACUCUCGACUAUGCUCACUCCUCUCCUGGUCCCAGUGGCAUGGAAAAGGAGAACGUGUGGAGCUGCUCUCGGAAUGCUGACAAAGGCAUGCAGUGGUACCACCAGUGCCCAAAAUGUGCCCGUGUCUUCCGACAGCUGGAGAACUACGCCAACCACUUGAAGAUGCACAAGCUGUUUAUGUGCCUUCUCUGCGGCAAGACGUUCACACAGAAAGGGAACCUGCACCGGCACAUGCGCGUCCAUGCCGGAAUCAAGCCGUUCCAGUGCAAAAUUUGUGGCAAGACAUUCACGCAAAAGUGUUCGCUGCUUGAUCACUUGAACCUGCACAGCGGCGAUAAACCGCACCGCUGCAACUACUGUGAAAUGGUGUUCGCUCACAAACCUGUCCUGCGCAAACAUUUGAAGCAGAUCCAUGGCAAAAACAGUUUUGACAAUGCUAAUGAAGGUAGCAUGCUCGAAGGGUUUUAAAUCUACUACAGCUACUAAAGACUCGUCCUGUAUAUAUGGCAAGGCCCGGUAUGCACACACUAAUGGUUAACGUGUACCCAAUGUAUGAACUCUGUUACAUGUAUUAUUGUGUAGUUGGUCAUUGUACUGUAUUCAACAGCUGCUGUUUUGUAUUCAUUUUAAAUGAACGAUUAUCCUUCCUCUGAAGUACGGAUCAUGGAUAGGGUUGGGCCCUUAAUCCUCAACUGCUCACUCGUAUCCUUUCUCAAUUGGUUAAAAGCAUCAGCUUUUCUGUGCUGGGAGAUAACAACUAUCCUUUACAAAGUGUUUUUAGUGGGACCUCUGCAAAAUACGCAUGAAACCUCAGUCAUGAUUUUUGUGUUGUUUCCUUAACUGUCUUUUUCCAACCAUGUAAAUUCAUAAAUAGAAUAAUUUUCUAAUUCUA
Molecule: messenger RNA, 1798 nt
Organism: Hemibagrus wyckioides
Lineage: Eukaryota; Metazoa; Chordata; Actinopteri; Siluriformes; Bagridae
Gene: zbtb26
Product: zinc finger and BTB domain containing 26
Exons: 2
Coding region: 151-1374 (407 amino acids)
Biological process (GO): regulation of transcription by RNA polymerase II
Cellular component (GO): nucleus
Molecular function (GO): protein binding; RNA polymerase II cis-regulatory region sequence-specific DNA binding; DNA-binding transcription factor activity, RNA polymerase II-specific
Source: RefSeq, a predicted model, not a curated record